Pristis pectinata (smalltooth sawfish) is the source of this 3140-nucleotide messenger RNA. RefSeq names its product parathyroid hormone 1 receptor (gene pth1r). The record is from RefSeq and is a predicted model, not a curated record. Bases 216 to 1841 code for a protein of 541 amino acids. The transcript is spliced from 13 exons. Lineage: Eukaryota; Metazoa; Chordata; Chondrichthyes; Rhinopristiformes; Pristidae. Gene Ontology annotation, cellular component: plasma membrane. Gene Ontology annotation, molecular function: parathyroid hormone receptor activity; G protein-coupled peptide receptor activity; peptide hormone binding. Gene Ontology annotation, biological process: adenylate cyclase-activating G protein-coupled receptor signaling pathway; cell surface receptor signaling pathway; intracellular calcium ion homeostasis.
CAGAUCUCACCCCCUCCACAACUUGAGGAAGAAAAGUUAACGGGAGUUUCAAUUAGUUUUUAGUAUUUUUUGCUGGGUGGGGGAGGCGCAAGUUGGAAUGGACUCGUUGAUCCAAUUCUGCCGAAGGUGAAGGGAGAGGAGAAGGCGUCUGAAAUAACGAAUUCGAAAACUGGAUGAAGAGGAACGCGCUGGACUGAUCUCGGCCGGUGUCGGACAUGGGAACCGCCACCAUCUCCAGCAGCUUAGGGGUCCUGCUCUACUCCUCGGUCCUCAGCUGUGUCCAUGCUCUGGUUGAUGCAGAUGAUGUCAUUACUAGAGAUGAACAGAUUUACCUGCUGCUUCAUGCUAAACACAAGUGUGAACAGAAGUUGAAGUCCAGGAUAAGUAAAGCUACUGAAGGGUAUUGUGCUCCCCAAUGGGAUGGUAUCCUUUGCUGGCCAGAAGGACCACCAGGCAAAUUGGUUCCAAUGCAGUGUCCGGAUUACAUAUAUGAUUUCAACCACCAAGGCCAUGCCUAUCGGCAGUGUAACAUGAAUGGGAGCUGGGAGCUUGCAACAAACAACAACCGAACGUGGGCAAAUUACACAGAGUGUUCAAGGCACCUUCCGCAUGUGAACCAGAGUACAGAAGAGGAUAUUUUUUAUCGUCUGUACCUCAUUUACACAGUGGGGUAUUCUGUCUCAUUUGGCUCGUUAACCGUGGCUGUUAUUAUACUGGGCUACUUCAGACGUCUUCAUUGUACCAGGAACUACAUCCACAUCCACCUCUUUGUGUCUUUCAUGCUCCGAGCCAUCAGUACCUUUGUGAAGGAUGCAGUGCUAUACUCAAAGACAGCAUUCUUAGAUAUGGAAGGGGUUGACUGGGAGAGCCUGAAAUCCAUAACUGAAUCUCCUCCAUCUCAAGACAAGUCUGAGUAUAUUGGAUGCAAGGUGGUUGUCAUCAUUUUCCUCUACUUUCUGGCUACUAAUUACUACUGGAUUCUGGUGGAAGGCCUCUAUCUCCAUAGCCUCAUCUUCAUGACAUUUUUCUCUGAUAAGAAGUAUCUCUGGGGCUUCACCUUAAUUGGCUGGGGGGUUCCUGGUGUGUUUGUGGCAGCAUGGACAAGUGUGAGGGCGACUCUGGCAGACACACAGUGCUGGGAUCUAAGUGCUGGGAAUUUAAAGUUGAUUUAUCAGCUACCUAUUUUGGCUUCAAUAUUGGUAAACUUCAUGCUUUUUAUCAACAUUAUCAGACUCUUAGCAACAAAACUGAGAGAGUCUAAUGUUGGAAGGUGUGAUACCCGUCAACAGUACCGGAAGCUGCUGAAGUCGACUCUGGUCCUGUCUCCUUUGUUUGGAGUACACUACAUUGUCUUCAUGGCUAUCCCUUACACUGAGGUGUCUGGGAUUCUCUGGCAAAUCCAGAUGCAUUACGAAAUGUUCUUUAAUUCCUCUCAGGGUUGCUUUGUGGCUGUUAUCUACUGCUUUUGCAAUGGAGAGGUCCAGAGUGAGAUCAAAAAAGCAUGGGCCCGUUGGAUUUUGGCGCUUGACUUCAAACGCAAAGCUCGGAGUGGAAGCACUGCCUACAGCUAUGGGCCAAUGGUGUCACACACCAACAACAGCAUCAGUGCCAACAUGACCACCCGGGCACCACAAGCUCUCCACCUCAAUAGCCGAAUGGGUGGCGGGUUACUCAAUGGACACUGGAACUUGCCGGGCUAUGUGAAAAGCAGCUCCGUGUCUGAGAACUCACACCCCUCUUCCCUUCCAGAGCAGUAUGGCAAGGACGAUGAGAAUGGCAAGUCUCCAGCAUCCAACAAACCUUCGUUGGUCAUCAAGGAAGAGAGGGAAACUGUAAUGUAACUGAUGGACACACAUAAGAAACUCCAUUUCCAACUGCACACCACAACUGUUAGAGACUGGCACUGGACUGGCUCAUUUCUGCCCACACUGGAAUGGGUAGUCUCCCCAAAAUGGAAAAGACACGAUAAUUGUGAAGAGAGGUUUAGGAAGACAUGACAUAGCUGACUUCAUCAUGCAAUCCUUCCACCUGCUAAAGGUUGUCUGGACCUUUGAAUACUUAUUUAGACCUUAGUCAAGCACUGUUCCACAACAUCCUCACAAGUGCCAGCAUUCUGUGGCUAGACUCAAAACACCAUUGGUGACACUCAUUGCUUUACACAGCCUGAAUCUACAAGAGUAAGUCCUUGAUGCCAGUACUUCUCAGUUUACUCAGCCCAAUAUGGUUGACCAUAUUAAGCUGAACAUAAUCUGAUUAAACUCAUGGGAGAUAGAAAGUCAUCAAUUCCCUUUUACAAAAUAAAAAGUGAAAAUGCUGGAGAUACUCAGCAGGUUAGGCAGCAUCUGUGGAGAGAGGAACAGAGUUAACAUUUUGGGUUGAUGAUCUAUCAUCAGAUCCCCUCCUAUCUUUAUUGUCAGUCAGAUUCAGCAUUGGGACUGAAUGAUUAAAAAAUUUGCCCGGCAAAGCUGUAUUUUUUUGGUGAGGAUAUCUGGAGGGAUUAGUUGAUACCAGAGGAAAGGGUCUGAGAGAGAGAGCCUCAGCAAAAUCAUGUGAUAGUUGGAGUUUAAAACAUACCCCAUCCUAUUUUUAUAGAGUUUGCAGAUGCACUGCUACAAAGAGCUGCAGAGUUCCAUCUCAGGUGUGAUAACAUCCUGGAAAUCUUGUACUGAUAUUGGGCCUUUUUCAUUUUAGACAUUUAGCAAAAAAAUUCAGAAAUUAUGGGUAACAAACUGAUCCAGUAAUCAACAUCAGAACAGAUCCUCAAUAAAAGAAACCUGGGAAGAAAUUAGAAUUUAGACAGUGCUGAGGUGAAAACCAAUCAAACACUAUCUAAAGGACCAUGAGUUAAUGAAACUGCAAGAUUCACAGUUAUAUUUAAUGUGUUGAGUUGGAUAGUAGUCUCUUCAGUAAAAUAAAACCACAAUUAAAACCACGAUCUUCUUCAUAAACUAGGUGUUGCUAUAUAUGCAUGUAUUAGGUUCAACUGACUUUAUGUCCACUUGUUGUCCAGUGAAACUAAUUGAAGUGCAUUCUAAACAUGCCUGGUUGUUGUUUCUGGUUGAGUUUGUGAUGUUAAUGUUGUUUGGUUGACAAUUGUGAGAAAAAGGGGUAAAUUAUUAUUUAUUGUUAAUAUUUUUAAC